Toxorhynchites rutilus septentrionalis is the source of this 884-nucleotide messenger RNA. Its product is annotated as glutathione S-transferase theta-1-like. Gene Ontology annotation, biological process: glutathione metabolic process. The record is from RefSeq and is a predicted model, not a curated record. Gene Ontology annotation, molecular function: glutathione transferase activity. NCBI's taxonomy places the organism in Eukaryota, Metazoa, Arthropoda, Insecta, Diptera, Culicidae. Gene Ontology annotation, cellular component: cytoplasm. The transcript has 2 exons. Bases 121 to 825 code for a protein of 234 amino acids.
GCUCUCUGGCUGUAAACCUAAACUGUUUAGCGUAAUUUACCAACAGACCUGUUGCCGUUCAGUUCCAAGUCCUGAGGGAGACCCAGUCACAUAGUUAAGUUACAUUAUUCUACCUCAGUGAUGGCUACACGACCGCUUAAAUAUUACUAUGAUUUGAUGUCACAGCCCUCGCGUGCCUUGUUCAUUUUGCUGCAGCAAACCAACAUUCCACACCAGAAAGUGUCCGUCGCGCUCAGAAAAUUGGAACACAAAACCACGGAGUACAAGGAGAACAUUAAUCGCUUCGGAAAGGUGCCCUGCAUUGUCCAUGGGGACUUCAAACUGGCGGAAAGCGUUGCCAUUUUUCGCUAUCUGGACCGCGAGUUUGGUUUUGAUGAUCGUUGGAACCCCAAAGAGCGACUCGUUCGUGCCAGAGUCGACGAAUUCCUGGAGUGGCAGCAUUUGAAUAUCCGAGCCCAUUGUACGCUCUUUUUCUUCCACGUUUGGCUGAACCCAAUACUAGGGUUGCCGGUGGACCAGCGGAAGGUUGAACAUCUGCGGAAGAAUAUGACCGACAGCUUGGAUUUGUUUGAGAGGGAAUGGCUGGAGGGAGGAAGAAGACACUUUGUAGCUGGGAAUGACUUAUCGUACGCCGAUGUUGUAGCCGCAUGUGAAAUCGAGCAACCAAAGAUAAGUGGCUUUGAUGCGAAAGUAGGAAGGCCCAUUUUGGCCACAUGGAUGGAGCGCGUUCGGAGUAUGACCAAUCCACACUACGACCAGGCUCAUGAGAUUGUUUAUAAGUUAACACCGAAGGAGAUUGAAACGCCAGCAUUGGGUCAAAAUUGAAUUGUAUGUUCAUCAUUACGGUGCAUCUAAUGAAAUGUGCAAUAAAUAUUAUUUAAAAU